CGACGUUGCGUCAUAAGGAUGCGCCGUGUGAUGCGUCUGUGUUUGGACUGAAGAAAGUACAUGCGACGGCGUAGCACCUCUCCAGGAAUGUAACAGCGCCUCAGUUCUACGCAGACAGCAAGCGCUGUGAUUGGUCUGCAAGAACCCCUCCUUCUAAAAAUUCCUGGUGAAGUGACUGAGAGCCAAGUGAAUAUUAUAAAGAUGGCACUUAUUAAGGAGGAGAAUGAAGACAUGAACAUUGAAGGAGCAUUAAGUGUGAAGCAAGAAGAUACUGACACACAAUCAGACCUGAUGAUCCCUAAAGAGGAAAGUGAAGAACUGAAUGAAACGGAAGAGAAAGACCAGACACAUAAUUUCAUGACCGAAGAACAAUCAAUACAGACUAAAAAUAUUUCCUCACAAAAAAAGACUAAGAUAACCAAAUCGAAAUGUUCUUUCAUCUGCCCACAAUGUGGAAAACGUUUCACUCAAAAAGCAAACCUUAAAGUCCACAUUAGAAGUCAUACUGGAGAGAAGCCAUUCGCCUGCAAACUGUGUGGGAGGAGCUUCUCACGAAAAGAAAGUCUUAAGAUUCACAUGACAAUUCACACUGGAGAGAAGCCAUUUGUAUGUGGUCAGUGUGGAAAGCGAUUCAGAUGUAAGGAAAUCCUUAAUUCCCACAAGAGGGUCCACUCGGAAGAGACCCAUUUUAGAUGUCAUCAGUGUGGAAGGAUUUUCCGUUUCAAAAAAAACCUCAAUACUCACAUGAGAGUUCACUCUGGAGAGAAGCCUUACUCAUGCCAUCACUGCGGAAAGCGUUUCGUUCAUAAAGUUAGCCACAAGAAUCACAUGAAGAUUCACAAUGAAGAGAAGCCAUUCAUGUGUGCUCAGUGUGGAACAUGUUUCAAAUAUAAAGCAACCCUUAAUGCCCACAUGAGAGAUCACACUGGAGAAACUCCGUUCACCUGCAAACUGUGUGGGAAGAGCUUCUCACAUAAAGGAAAUCUUAAGACUCACAUGAGAAUUCACACCGGAGAGCAGCCGUUCACGUGUGAACAGUGUGGAAAGAGUUUCAGACGUAAAGAAACUCUCGAUUCCCACGUGAGAGUUCACACUGGAGAGAGCCCUUACAGCUGCAAAGUGUGUGGGAAUGGCUUCUCACGAAAGGGCAAUCUUAAUACUCACAUGAAGAUUCACACUGGUGAGAAGCCAUUCAUUUGUGACCAGUGUGGAAAGAGUUUUGGACGUAAAGAAACGCUUAAUUACCACAUCAGGAUUCAUUUAAGAGAGAACAGUUUAACAUGUCACGAGUGUGGAAAGAGUUUCACAGAUUGUAAUCUCCUUAAGAAGCAUGUAGUCAUUCACAUCGGGGAUAAGCCUUUCAUGUGCUAUUUCUGUGGAAAGACUUGUAAAAGCAAAUCAAACCUUGAGAAUCACAUAAAGGUUCACACAGGAGAGAAGCCUUUCACCUGCCAAGAGUGUGGAAAAGGUUUUACAGUUAAAGGAAACCUUCACAUUCACAUGAGGGUUCACACCGGAGAGAAGCCAUACAAGUGUCUUCAGUGUGAGAAGAGUUUCACGUAUCCAAAAGACCUGAAACGUCAUAUGCAAAUUAAAUGUGAAAAUAAAACUGCUGUGUUCUGAAUAUAGAAAGGUUUUCAAAGUGGAACAUUGUCAGAAAUCGCCUGCUCAUUCCUUCCGGAGAAUUGAAUUAGGAGUAGUGUUAAAAAAAAAAAAAUCAUACAGAUAUUCUGAGACUUUAUUUUUGUUCUUUUGCAAAAGAGUUUUUAAAUAUUUAAUCAAUUUAAAUUGUUACCAGAAAAUAUGUAUAUGUACACAAUACAUUUUUAUUGUAAAGAGUAUUGGUUCCCAACUACAUUCCUAGAGCACAUUUGCAUGCCUCUCUUAAUCAAACUCCUGAUUCAACUCAUUACCUUCAAAGACAUGCAAAAUGUGUUGUGUUGGGGGAUACAGGAAUGUGGUUUGGUUUAUUUUUGAUUCCGUUUAACACCUCAAAAAAAUUGUAGAUCAGGGAUGGGCAAGUUUGGUCCUGAGGCUCUUCUUCCUACAUUGCUAUAGCCUGAAACAGCUGUCCCAGACAAAAGAACAGCAAUGUGAAACAAUCGUGGUGAUUUCUGUGAUCAAGCUGAUUGUUUUGUUUUCUAUAUUAACAUGCGUCGUAUCGUAUUGUGGUCAACAGGUGUCAUUAUCGUACAGUCUACACACAUCAUAGCCAAGUUUAUUAGAUCCAUGUCACACAGUGUAACAUGCAAUGAUCUUAUAGGAUUGCUAAAAUCGUUCAGUGUCUUGGAUUUAGCUGGAUUUUAUUGUCGAUUAUUUUCACUUGAUCUUGGAUUAUUUUGUUCUUUGAAGGUCAACCCAGAGUUGCUGUCAUAGCAAUACAUUUGUACAAUUAAUCCUGCUUAUUUCAUAUAAACAGGAUUAGAUUGCAUCCUUUUAAGCAUAAUUGAUACUUAAAAUAUGUUCCAGCCACUGCUACUUUAUUACAAGAGUGCCCUACUGAGUAAAUAAAUAAUAUUAUUUAAUGUUGUCUAGUCAAUAAUACUAUAGACUCUAGUACUCUAGACUCUAGUAAUACUAAGAUUUAAAUAUUUAUAAGUGAUGAAACAAUUACUCUAAAAUUGUAUUGGAGUCUUACACACAUGAUAUACAGCUAAUCUGAGCCGUGCAUUAAUUUGAGUGAAGACCGCUAUUAUGGGAGUGGCUUGAUGGAGCACAGAGAUGCAGAUAACUUGAUCUUGACCCUUAAGAAACUUUAUUUCUAUCAUGUAACAAAUCAAAGAAUUGUUAAAUGGUUAGUUCACCCAAAAAUGAAAAUUACCCAAUAAAUUAAUUUAAAUAAAUGACCUUGAAGUCACCCUAGGUGUAUAUAAAAAAUCCUGUAUGAAAAAUUGUCUUUGAUAUUUCAAGCUGUUAGAUGCAAUUCAGAGGGUGUUGCACUUCAUCGGUCCAUGAGAAGUUUAAUAAGCCCCUUUCACACUGCACGUCCGACCCAGCAUAUUGCCGGAACAUUGCGGGGUCGCCUUCUGUGUGAAAGCAACCAUGUCCUGGGAUUGAUUCCGGCAUUGAACCCGGGUCGGGGACCUAGUAACAUUGCCGGGUUCAACAUGGGACAAGCUCUGUGUUAACAAAAGCCAGAUCUAAUGCCAUGUCGAAGUGUCAUCGCGCGACUCUUUUACCGGCUGUUUUGAAGAAAGAUCAACGUUCGCGACAAAAAAAUAUGUGCAAACUGUA
Messenger RNA from Carassius auratus (goldfish), 3234 nucleotides. RefSeq names its product gastrula zinc finger protein XlCGF26.1-like. Gene Ontology annotation, molecular function: DNA-binding transcription factor activity, RNA polymerase II-specific. NCBI's taxonomy places the organism in Eukaryota, Metazoa, Chordata, Actinopteri, Cypriniformes, Cyprinidae. Gene Ontology annotation, cellular component: nucleus. The record is from RefSeq and is a predicted model, not a curated record. Gene Ontology annotation, biological process: regulation of transcription by RNA polymerase II. The coding region runs from base 202 to 1623 and encodes 473 amino acids. The transcript is spliced from 4 exons.